This is a messenger RNA of Parasteatoda tepidariorum (common house spider), 2650 nucleotides long. NCBI's taxonomy places the organism in Eukaryota, Metazoa, Arthropoda, Arachnida, Araneae, Theridiidae. The record is from RefSeq and is a predicted model, not a curated record.
ACGCCGGAAAUGACACACCUGUUAAACGCCUGUGAAAGAAACCCCGGUAACACACAGAACAAUCAUUUAGAUGUGAUCUCCGAAACCGGAGUGAAGGAUUUUUUCAAAGCUGUAGUUAGGGUUGGGGCGGAACCUUCCUAGUUGAUCGUGACUCUGCCCAUCUGUUACGAGGUGAGUCAAACGAUAACUUGGGGAUGGAGAUUCAUUCACGGAAAAUGUGUUGGUGAAAGCGGUUUAUUUUUUCUCUCCUCGCCAAACUAUGCUUUAGAUAAUCAAUGAUAUUUUAAACAAUACAUAGAUUACGUAUUUGUAUGGAUAGAAUGAUAAGGAAAUCAAAAUAAAGUUCCGAAGAACAAUAUUGGAGGAUUUAAUUGUGGUGUUAUUGUUGAAAAAAUAUAUGCAUGAGUCAACGACAGAUUUUUGACUAUUAACAAUAUCGUAUUAUGGCAUUUAAAAGAAUUUAAAUCUUUUUUUUUUUAAAAAAAAGAUCUGAAAAAUGCAAUUUUUAGGAAUGAAUUUCAAUUUAGUUUCAAACUAUUUGAAUUGGAUUUUAUCUGUUUUAUUAAUUUUAAAUCAUAAAUCCUGCUAUGGAUACCACCAUACAGUUUUAGAUUACAACAAUCGUUUUCAUCUUUACUGGAAAUUAGACAAUCCGAAUGAAAGACUGCUCUUUCGAAUUGAAGUUGAAACACAUGGCUAUGUUGCUAUAGGCUUAUCAGUAAAUGGAGGAAUGUCUGGAAGUGAUAUAGCCUUCGGAUGGGUGAAGAACGGAAAAGCUUUUCUACAGGACCGUUAUGCACAUAAAAAUGGAAUACCUGUUUUAGAUGAUCAGCAAGAUUGGCAUUUGUUAAGCGGCUAUGAAAAUAUAACUCAUACUAUUCUUCAAUUCAGUAGAAAGUUCGACACCUGUGAUCAACAAGAUAUACCGAUUACGAAUGAUACAGCUCGGGUAAUAUACGCUUACCAUGAUGACGAUCCUUCAUCUGAUGACCACUUCAUGUACCAUGGAAAACACAGAAGAGGAUCUAAGAGUCUUAUGCUUCUGCAGCCAGUUCUGCAAAAGACUUCGCUCCCGAAUGAAGCAAAAAUUUGGGAUAUUCGUGCCCCAAAUAUUACUAUUAUGGAUGAUACUGAUACAACAUACUGGUGUAAAAUCGUCAAAGCACCUCCAUUGAACAAAAAACAUCACGUCAUUCAAAUUGCUCCUUUAGUUUCAAAAGAAAGUGCUGCAUAUGUCCAUCACAUGGUGCUGUAUCGCUGUUUAGGAGCAACAGCUAGGGAACUUGAACCUCACGUUCAUCACAUUGGUUAUCCAUGUUAUCUACCAGAAACUCCUCAGAUUUAUACAAAAUGUGAAAGCAUAUAUGCUGCAUGGGGAAUCGGAGGCCUAGAUUUAGUGAUGCCAGAAAAAGCUGGAUUGCCUUUAGGGGAUAAGCCCAACUUGUAUUUUGUUUUGGAAAUUCAUUACGACAACAGCGAAUUUCGAUCAGGAGUUGUAGAUGAAUCUGGUUUUCGAGUUUAUUAUACACCUAAUCUAAGACGUUACGAUGCAAUGACCUUAAUGAUUGGUGCUUCCGUGGAUCCUUGCAUAGUUGUACCUCCUGGUAGACGGAAGUUUACCAUAGCUGGACACGCUAAUCCACAAUGUCUAGGACCGGCAAUACCAGCUGAAGGAAUUCGAGUAUUUGCUGUUUUUCUGCAUUCUCAUCUACUUGGGAGACAAAUGAAGCUUCGUCACUUUAGAAAUAGUGUUGAAUUGCCCCACAUUGCAUCGGAUUUAAAAUAUGAUUUUAAUUAUCAGGAUUAUCGCUAUUUACCGGAAGAGAUCACAGUUAAAUCAGGUGAUCACCUUACUGUCGAAUGUACUUAUGACUCCACAGGAAGAAAUAUGACUACUUUUGGUGGACUUGGUACUGGUCAAGAAAUGUGUUUAGCAUUUGUAUUAUACUAUCCAAGAAUUGCAAGAGCAAGAGCCUUGAGUAGUGCAACAUGUGACUUGGUAAAAAGUUUAGCCGGAAUGGAAAUAAGCAGUGCCCAAGCUGAUGACGAAAAUUCAAAUUUCACCUUCUAUCAGCACUUCCACACUAAUAAUCCUUGGGAUACUCAAUAUGCAGGUAUAGCUGAAGCUGCAAUGAGAUAUGGUUAUCAUUCAAGUCACUGUUUCCUAGGUGAUGGAAGAAGAAUACCGAUGCCUGGAUUUGUUACUUAUCCAAGAAAUAUUCGACCAUACAAUGAACCAUCAAGAUGUACAUUUUCUUCUUCUACACAGGAGCACUGGAGAGAUUAUCACGUUAAUCUAUUUCAAGAAUCUACACCAAGUUCAUCAAAAUCAUCAGAAUGUUCAUUAAUUCUUUCUUUGUUAACACUAUUCUUCCUACAACUUAAAUGUAAAUUAGUGUGCAGGUGUUGAUAAUAACACAACAAACAUGUAUAUUCAUGAUUCUUCAUCAAAAAUAGGAACAUCUUCUUGCAUUAUAAAUCUCUAAGUUAUACCUCAUUUUUCAUUCAGAUUUUAUUUACAGGGUAUUACAUUUAAUCUAUUUUUGUAAAUAUAUUGUGUUCUAUUAUAGUACUACCGUUAGUUACUUUUAAUGUAAUUUCAAAUGCUCAAAAAUUGUGAAAAUUGAAAAUAAACUUUCUAUAUACUGUC